Portunus trituberculatus (swimming crab) is the source of this 5374-nucleotide messenger RNA. It is a transcript of the gene Trp1, whose product is annotated as neuropeptide CCHamide-1 receptor-like. The record is from RefSeq and is a predicted model, not a curated record. Gene Ontology annotation, biological process: post-translational protein targeting to membrane, translocation; G protein-coupled receptor signaling pathway. NCBI's taxonomy places the organism in Eukaryota, Metazoa, Arthropoda, Malacostraca, Decapoda, Portunidae. Gene Ontology annotation, cellular component: endoplasmic reticulum membrane; endoplasmic reticulum. Gene Ontology annotation, molecular function: G protein-coupled peptide receptor activity. Bases 1095 to 2330 code for a protein of 411 amino acids. The transcript has 7 exons.
CACUCAGUUCAUCCUCAGCCGCGGCAGGCUCAGGACGUGUUGCAUCAGUUCCUCCGUGUCAGUGUUCACUUCAGCAAGACUCAAGGAUCGCCACGCCUCUCCUGCCACUCUCCCACUACUGUCCCUCCUCCUCCUGCCUGCUGGAGGAUGUGCUCACGGCACGACAUGGGCUUGGUUUUUCCAGCAUUAGUGAGAUGCUGCCUUCCGGAUUCUUGCCAUGUGCUGAAUCUGCCUUAGGUUCCUCCAUUCACCGCUAACUCCUGCGCGGGAAAGGGAAAAAAAUUUAAUUGCAAGUGAUUAAAAGCAAAAUCUAUUCCUGGGACAUCAAAAGCGACACGACUGAACUCUGUCGUUUAAGUCUUCAAGUUUUUUUCCUUAACGAACCUCGUCUCACCUCACUUCACCUCACCGCACCUCACCUCACCUGGUGGAGUGUGCACAGGCGGCUCUCCGGGGAAAUCAUAAGGUCGCUGUCAAAAUCAUUAUGUGCGAGACGUGUCAUGGAGUCUGUGGCUUUAAAUGUCUCGCUUUGAAGCAGUCCCCCCUGAUGUGAGGUGAAUAAAUCUUGGUAUUAAAUAGGACAGACUUCUGAGAGUGAAAUUAGAGACUAAAAGGAGAGCGAGAGGGCGGUGAUCCAGGGUGGCUUAAGGGAGUGUGUGGGCUGCUCCUCCCCAGUUCUGGUGGCGCGGGGAUGAGGGGACAGAAGAGCCAACUGGUGUGUCGCCGACCUCCGCCCCUGCAGCCUCUGGUGACCUCUGGGAAGCUUGGGUUGGCCUUGCUGUGUGGCGGAGGGGUCCUGUUGCACGCCAGGGGACAGCAGCGGUGGUGAGGCAGUACUGCGUGAAGAAGUGCUGAAGAACUUCAACCACUUACAACUGCAUUGGUGGCGUGUCGGUGGCCUCUUCGCCUCUCCUGGUACAGCCACGGACGCUUCGGAUACUUCAAAGGUUACAGCGCCGGGAAAACACUAAAAGAUUAAAUGGUGUUUGUAAAGAUUCAUGACUCAAUACUGGCCAAGUGACUGUAGUGCUUGGAAAUAAUAUAAUACGGUACAGACACGGGCACUAGAGGACUUGCACUGCUUUCGGCUCGACAUGGCGGGAGUGGAUGACGUGAGCCCUGUGUUGGCGAUGCUGAGGACUGAGGGUGGUGGCGGCGACUCUGCGGAAAUGCUCAACAGCUCCGCCUGGAGUGCUUUCAACGACUCGGUGUUCUUGGACAGCAACGAGACAGAGUUUGAGGUUUUAAACAAUACGAGCGACCCGACGUUCGACCACGUGCCCUACCACCAGCGCGUGGAGACCUACCUGGUGCCCUUCCUCUUCGCGAUAAUCUUUAUCGUCGGCGUCAUAGGUAACGGCGCUCUCAUCAUGAUCUUCGUGCGCAACAAGAACCUGCGGAAGGUGCCCAACACUUACCUCAUCUCCCUGGCGCUUGGGGACUUGCUGGUGCUUUUCUUCACGGUACCCUUCGUGUCCACCAUUUAUACUAUCGAGUACUGGCCCUACGGAACCUUCGCCUGCAAGUUUAGUGAGUUUGUGAGGGAUGUGUCCGUCGGAGUGACCGUCUUUACUCUCACUGCUCUCUCCGCUGACCGCUACAGGGCCAUUGUCUCCCCCAUCAAGAAGGCUGUGAGCGGUCCGGCACGGAGCGUCACACUGCGGGUCACAGCAGCCAUCUGGGUAGUAUCCUUGCUGCUGGCCACCCCCGCUGCCGUCUUCACACACGUCAAGAGCUUUGCCAGACUUGGGAACAUGAACAUGAAGGUGUGCUAUCCAUUUCCGGACACGUACGGCUGGUAUACCAAGGCCAACGUGUUCACCAAGGCGCUAGUGUACUACGUGUUGCCACUCAUCGUCAUCGCCGCCUUCUACCUGCUAAUGGCGCGGCACCUGCUGAGGCCCGAGAUUGUGGGCGACGCACAGGUGUUCCAUCGCCAGAUACAAACGCGGCGCAAGGUGGCCAAGGUGGUGCUCUGCUUCAUCGUCAUCUUCGCCGUCUGCUUCCUGCCCACACACGUCUUCAUGCUGUGGUUCUAUUUCGACCUGGGCGGCCAGUACAACGACUUCUGGCACGUUAUGCGUAUUCUGGGCUUCUGUCUGAGCUUCAUCAACUCUUGCAUCAACCCCAUCGCCCUUUACUGCAUCUCCGGCACCUUCAGAAAGCAGUACAACCGCUACCUCUUCUGCUGCUGCUGCUGGGUACGUAGGGACCGCGACAAUAUGCACUCCCUCCGCGCCUCCCACUAUCGCUCCUCCACCUUGCGGCCCCUGGAGACCAUCACUCUCACUACGCUGCUGCAAGACCGCUCCUGUCCCAACGCCUUCUGACGUAAGAGGAUCGCUUAUCGUCCAAAUUGCCUGCAGGACGUGUAUCACUUCUCGCCACAGGAGGAGGCGCUGAGGGAGGAGGAUAACCUGGUGAAGAGCAACGGUAUCUCCAUAUAUGAGUCCGUCCACCUGUAGUAUGGCGCAGGGAGCGAGAGAGGUGGAGAGGCGGCUUGGGGUUGGUGAACUUGUACUAUUGUGUGUCUGGAUGAUGUGGUGUGUUGUACCAGAGACUAAACCUUGCUGCUAUUUCUCUAUGUGUGUGUGUGUGUGUGUGUGUGUGUGAGAGAGAGAGAGAGAGAGAGAGAGAGAGAGAGAGAGAGAGAAAUUCUGUAUCAAGUAGCAUAUAAUACUAGGAAUAGGCGGGAGCACAUACGAAUACAUGUCGCGUUGUCACUCGCCAAAAAGUGAACAGCCGCGGGGGGUCUUGCAGUGAUCAAACAUUCAUCACAUAUCAAGAGUACGAUAUAUAUAGAAGUAACUUGAGCAAAUUUUUUUUUUUAUACCCUGUGGGCUUUUCACGGAAAUCUAUGGGCUAAAAUGGAUACUUUUUGGGUUACCUGCUAUCUCAAAGCCCACCCGCUAGGAAACCCUUGCCCCGAGUGAGGAAGCCCAACCGACACUCGGACCGUGGACAGGAUUCGAACCCGUGGGCUUGGAGACCCCUCGGACACCAAAGCACGCAUGGUUCCACUGUGCCACGGCGGUCAAAAUCUGUUCCUUAUUGUCUGGGUCUCCGUGGGUUGUUUGUCGCUGGGCAAGGGUCGUCACCACAAGACAUCGGGGGUCACAUGGAAAUCAGGUGCCCCAGCUACACUUAGGAUACAUCCGCGGAGAUUUCUUUUCUUGUAGAUGAGUCAAUAAAAAGAGUGAGGAGAAGGUAAGUCCUACACUGUUUUGCCUGCGACUUCUGGCUUAAAUUUGCAUCGUAUUUUUAACUAAGAACCUCCAUGUGCUCUUAUUGCAUUUCCAGAAAGGUGACUUGCUCAUUUCCUCGUCCUGUAAAAUAACUGUACCUGUAAUCUUUAAACUGAUUCGGAAUUGGAUGAAAAGACUCUCUCGUUCAUCAUGGAGAAACAAAAGGGAGUGCAAGACAGGUUAGGAGGUCAUCAGGUAAGAGUUUGCUGAAGGAGGGUGGCUGGGUAGGGAGGUAGGUGGCGGCUCCUAAGCUCAUUACUGAUCAGUGCAGCCUUUCAAUACUUGAGUACUUGCCCUGCUUACCUUUCAUACAUACUAUUGCUAGUAAAUUGAGUAUGCCGUGCGCUGGUACAGGGCGGGAGGGGGGUGUCAGGGAAAGAGGAGCAGUGUCGAAUCCCUACCUCCCUCCAUUCCCUUUCGCACGAAGACGCAAUUAGGUAAACUUCCAUUGAUACCUGAGAGCAGUUCCCGUUUUCUUCUCUGCUUCCUUCCGUCACUUCAUGAAUAAUUUAGUGUUUUAGAGGCUCGGUGGGCGUGCAAGUACAGCGGCAAGAAAUAGAAUAAAAAAAUCAGACAGAAUAGAAGUGUUGAAUUUCUAAUUUUUCUGUUGAUGGUAUUGACUAGGAAAAGCACACGAUGCGAAGUUUCAAAAUAUUUGUCUGAUCAGAACACGGCAGGUUUAGUUUCUCAUCGUUGUUGGCUGAGAGCUUUGAGUCCAUAAUCAAUUCAUCAUUAUACUGACAACAAUUUCAAGACUUCUUCAACUUUUGGAUAAUCUUUUUAGAGACUGAAACCUUUCAAUGAUUUUUUGUUGUUCUGGACCUGCAAACACACCACAUACAUUAAAAGAUGGUUUUAUAUACAUAGCUAGCCAUCCCUGCUUUGCAUUAUCAUAACGCCAUAUGACGGCAUUUUCAAUCUCACUAAUGCUAGUAUUUCAGUUCAGCAGUGUCCAUGGAAUAAUUAAUGACGUUUAUUUAUUCUUUUAGUAAUACAGUAUUUAUCUUACUAUUCAUUCAUUCAUUCAUUUAUUAUUUUCCUCUGAACCACGUCGAGGCGAUGGGGAUGAGAGGAUUGGGGGAAUGGAAUCUGAUAACUGACUUCGACUUACUCAUUACUAGCACUUUUUAUUCAUUUCAAUCAUGACGUUUCUCUCAUUCUGGACAUUCUUUUUCAGUCUGUUUUAGGCAGCUUUCUCUUUAUCGUUAUUUACAUCCUCUCUGGAAAGUCAAACAAAAAAACAAGAUCUGCAUCAGUUACCAACACAAGAGUGAAAACAAAUCCCUCUUAAGCGAUAUAAUGCAAGAUUUUUUGUCUUUAUUAAUAGAAGCAACAUUUUCACCUUGCCGUGUUGAGGAAAUAUACGAUUUUCUUUUGUGAAUUAUGCGGUCUCGUUUAGUACAGGGCGGUGGCUCCGUUAAAUAUCAUCACCUGUUUUCAUCCAGUUGCAAGCGGAAUCCUAGUGUCAUCACUGAACUUAUAAGCUAAUAUGGUUUAGGAAUGGUGGAUACUUUUGUGAACGUGGAGGAAGCGUGAAUCAGGAGAGACUUUCACCUAUUUGAGUUUCCCGCCGCUGUACAACAAGAUGACCGCUGUGGAAUAAGAACUUACCAAUAACGCCUUGAUAUUUGAAAAUUCCUAUAUAUAUAAAAAAAACUUGUAUUAAUCCUAUUCAGUUACAUAAAUUCAAGUCGAUCUACAGUGAUACUAGAGGUGCAGGAUUGCACCCUCAAGUACUCAGGAAUGCGCAGCUGCGCAUAGGUGACGUGAGAGAGUAGCUGAAAUGGCGGGUGUAUACUGUAGCUGAGUGAGGGAGAGUUUUCGUCGCGAUUGCACUUACCGUGGUUCAUUUAUACACAACGGAAGUACUUAUGAAGUACAGAGUCACAAAGACACUAGUGAUAGUCUGGUGUGUGUGUGCGUUCCUUGAUGCAAGGUCAGACUGCAGCACGCAAUGUCAAGAUGAGCACCGCCGAAGCUGCUUCACCCCAACGGCCAUCACACAGACAUUCCAGUGCCAGUGGAGGAGAAGCCCACCAAGCAGGAGUAUGCUGUAGCCACAUACUUAAAGAAGAACUGUCCUACAAAGAAAACAAAGUUUCUCAACCACCAGGUCCAGUAUUUUUAUG